UUCCCGGAAGUCUCGUAAUGUUGAGCCUCUGGGGUUAGAAACUCUGUGGUUUGUCCUUUGAGCGACUAGAAGGAUUUGGAUCUCAUUUCGCGACAUUUUGUUGUUGCAGCAUAGGAGCACGGGCGCGCUGGGUAUGUAACACAGUGAAAUCCCGGGAGCCUGAACGCACAUCGGAGUAGAAACGCUUUCUCACCGUAAUUUAAAUAAUUGUGCACCUUGCUACGAACGAACAUUACAUCCAGCAUCUACUGAAGUUGAUAGAGUUCCCGAGCGUUUUCUUAAACAAGCUAGUACAGUAGUUAGCGAACUCACGUUAGUUGCAUGAGUCUAGUUGACACCUUUAACCAACAAAAAGCAGAAGUCACAACUUGCAGUUUGAGGGUUGUUCUGCAGGAAUGUCGCUGAAAGAAAGACCCACGUUUUAUCGGCAGGAGGUGAACAAGACGAUUUGGGAGGUACCAGAACGCUACCAGACGUUGUCUCCAGUCGGGUCCGGGGCCUACGGAUCAGUUUGCUCGUCGUAUGAUGAGAAGACCGGUCUGAAGAUCGCAGUGAAGAAACUCUCCCGGCCAUUCCAGUCCAUUAUCCACGCCAAGAGGACUUACAGAGAGCUACGUCUGCUCAAGCACAUGAAACAUGAGAACGUGAUCGGCCUUCUAGAUGUCUUCACACCUGCUACUAGUCUGGAGGAGUUCAAUGACGUGUACCUGGUGACCCACCUGAUGGGGGCAGACCUCAACAACAUAGUCAAGUGUCAGAAACUCACAGACGAUCACGUGCAGUUCCUCAUAUACCAGAUCCUCCGGGGAUUAAAGUAUAUCCACUCAGCAGAUAUCAUUCACAGAGACCUGAAACCCAGCAACUUGGCUGUAAAUGAGGACUGUGAGCUGAAGAUCCUGGACUUUGGGCUGGCGCGGCACACUGAUGACGAGAUGACGGGUUACGUUGCCACACGCUGGUACCGGGCACCAGAGAUCAUGCUGAACUGGAUGCACUACAACAUGACAGUGGAUAUUUGGUCUGUGGGAUGCAUCAUGGCUGAACUCCUCACUGGCAGAACGCUGUUUCCCGGUACUGACCAUAUAAACCAGCUUCAGCAGAUAAUGCGUCUGACAGGAACGCCCCCAGCCUCUCUAAUAAGCAGGAUGCCCAGCCACGAGGCCAGGAACUACAUCAACUCCUUGCCACAGAUGCCCAAGAGGAAUUUUUCUGACGUGUUCAUCGGUGCCAACCCACAAGCUGUGGACCUGCUGGAGAAGAUGUUGGUUCUGGACACAGAUAAGAGGAUAACGGCUGCUGAGGCUCUGGCCCACCCCUACUUCUCCCAGUACCACGACCCUGAUGACGAGCCUGAGGCUGACCCCUACGACCAGAGCUUUGAGAGCCGUGAGCUGGAGAUCGAGGAAUGGAAACGGUUGACCUAUGAGGCGGUGUGCGAUUUUGAGCCACCUAUCUUUGAUGGAGACAACAUGGAAUCGUGAUUGGAUGAUGUGAUUUCUACAAGCCCCUCCCCCUCAGCCCCUACAACUUUAUAUCACUUUGAGGUUCCCGCUUAUCAUACGACCUUUGGGAAAACAAUAUCAUCCGAGUGCCUACAAACGUUUGUCUUUUGUUAUAUUUCUUAAGCUGGCGCUCUCUCUCUCCACCCAUUCUGACUUGUAAAUGUGUUGCAAGGGGAAAAUAACUAAAAUGGCCUGGUCCCAGAUCUGUGUUAUGGCAUGACACGGCCAUGGGAGUUGGCUAUUCAGCACAAACAGAUCUUGGAACAUGCAAAAACUAAAAUGUAGGAAAGGAGAUUUUCAAGGACUGAAUAUCUGUAUUUACUACAAUUGUAUUUUCAAGGCAGAAACAGAGGCAAGCAACAACCAACCACUAAUACCAUUAUUUGUCCAUUGCUGGAAAAUGUCAUGCUUCUGUUAUUAUUCUGUCUAUAUGUAUGUUUUAAAUGGCACCCUAUUUACUAUAUAGGAAAUAGGGUGCCAUUUGGGAUGAAACCUAUAUUUCAACUACACUGAUCAAAAAUAUAAAUGCAACAAACAACAAUUUGAAAGAUUUUACUGAGUUACAGAUCAUAUAACGAAAUCAGACAAUUGAAAUUAAUUUGUUAGGCCCUUAUCUAUGGAUUUCGCAUGACUGGGAAUACAGAUAUGCAUCUGUUAGUCACUUACUUUUGUAUAUAUAGUGUAUGCGGACACACCCGGUGCUGACAGGUGUAUAAAAUCAAGCACACAGCCAUGCAAUCUCCAUAGACAAACAUUGGCAGUAGAAUGGCUUUAGUGAAGGGCUCAGUGACUUUCAACGUGACGGUGUCACCUUUCCAACAAGUCAGUUAGUAAUAUUUCUGCCCUACUAGAGCAUCCCCGGUACAACUGUAGGGGCUGUUAUUGUGAAGUGGAAACGUCUAGGAGCAACAACGGCUCAGCUGCGAAGUGGUAGGCCACACAAGCUCACAGAAUGGGACCGCUAAGUGCUGUAGUGCGUAAAAAAACGUCUGUCCUUGGUUGCAGGACAGACAAGUUCCAAACUGAGUUUGGAAGCAACGUCAGCACAAUAACUGUUCGUCAGGAGCUUCAUGAAAUGGGUUUCUGAGGCCGAGCAGCCACACACAACCCGAAGAUCACCAUGAGCAAUGCCAAGCGUCGGCUGGAGUGGUGUUAGCUCGCCACCAUUGGACUC
This is a messenger RNA of Oncorhynchus mykiss (rainbow trout), 2676 nucleotides long. It is a transcript of the gene mapk14a, whose product is annotated as mitogen-activated protein kinase 14a. The record is from RefSeq and is a predicted model, not a curated record. Gene Ontology annotation, biological process: protein phosphorylation. Gene Ontology annotation, molecular function: MAP kinase activity; ATP binding. Lineage: Eukaryota; Metazoa; Chordata; Actinopteri; Salmoniformes; Salmonidae.